CUCCCGGCCAAUAAGCAGGAAUUCGUAUCAAAUAAAUUUACAUGCACAACGGAAUUGGAGAAAACACUUUAAAGGUCGCAAACGUGUAGGUGUCAUGUUGUUUAGUUGUAAAUGUGAACAGUGGACAGGAGACAUUGAUAGAACAGUUCUUAAUGUAAAGGAGUAUACCACCAUUCUCUAGAAACUAUUUCAUAUGAGACGACCAUGCUGUUAUGAUUAAGCUAUAGUAUAGUGAAAUCAUUGCAUUACAAUGCAUGGUAGGCUUAAGGACAUUAUCUGUUCAACUGCCAAUCGUGGUGCCUUGUCUUUUUUACCUGUAUCUAAUAUAAAUAACCGACAAUGAUUGCUACAGGAGUAACAACCAAAAGACCUCAUGGAUUUAGUAUAGACUCUCUGCUUGGCCGUGGGCCACAGACGGAAAAGGAUGAUACUGUCCAAGCUAAACUCAGGACACCUUCCCCGGGGGAGAGCACCUCAUCGGAAACCUCAGGGGUGGAGAAGGACUCUCAGCCCGUCUACGACAGGUGCCACUCCUUACAUACUUGCUUAGAAGGUGGUCCGUGCUUACCCUGCUUUGAGGGGCGGAAGAUGGCCCCGGGCUAUCACCCUACCAGUUCAUUGCCUAUCCCCUCGCGUCCGUCCCCUCUGCUUAUGAGGUUCAGGGGUGACCAAAUGCCGCCUCUCCAUGAAAAAUAUUGUGCAUUAACUGGACUUUCUAUGUCGUGUUUCGGUGCUACAGACAAUGGAGUUGGUACAAGAGUCGAUAAUGCUUUAACAACUUUCCCCAACAGGUGGACGAGAACUUCAGAAGACGAAUUCAAUCCGUAUCAAUAUCAGUUAUCACUUAGUCUACCCCCAUUUAACGUUCCAACCAUUGAUUCAGACCUGUUGUUUUCACGUUUCCGGAAACCAAAGAGAAUCCGAACGGCGUUUGCUCCUUCACAACUUCUGCGUCUUGAACACGCUUUCGAGAAAAACCAUUAUGUGGUCGGACAGGAAAGGAAAGACCUAGCAUCAGACCUCCAUCUUACGGAAACACAAGUAAAGGUAUGGUUUCAAAAUCGCAGGACAAAAUUCAAAAGAAUGAAAGCAGAGGAAGAAAUGACCCGGACCUUGUCGAAAACAUUUACGGGUAAACGAUCAAAUAGUGACUCGCAAAAGAGUGUGUUCCAAAAAUCUGCUGCCGAGGACAGUUGGUGCGAGGAAUCAGAUGGAACGGACAACGAUUCAGAGUUGGAAGUGUGACAUUGUGAAUACAUCAGACAGACUUUAUGUUAAAUACUUUAUCCCUUUUGUCAAGUGCGUCAAAUAAUGGGCAAUCAUCGAACACAAUAGCCUUUCAUUUAAACAAUACGGCAAUUAAUAUUCCUUCCAUCUUACGUUAUCAUCUGUUUUAUUAGUAAUUCUACUUAGUUCCGUCCAAUUUCCAUAAAUUCGAUAAGUUAUAUUUGAACGCAGGAGAUUUAUGUAAGAACAAGACGUUUGCAUCCACAGUGUUUUGUGGUCCACACAUGUACAUAUUACAAUCACUUUAGAAAAGUAUGCAAAUAUUGAAUCUUUCGUUUUCGUAUCCUUGUAAAUGUCAAUAAAACAUAUUUAUAAUGAUAAAUGUAAA
Molecule: messenger RNA, 1615 nt
Organism: Mizuhopecten yessoensis (Yesso scallop)
Lineage: Eukaryota; Metazoa; Mollusca; Bivalvia; Pectinida; Pectinidae
Product: homeobox protein vab-15-like
Exons: 3
Coding region: 340-1245 (301 amino acids)
Biological process (GO): regulation of DNA-templated transcription; neuron differentiation; central nervous system development
Molecular function (GO): DNA-binding transcription factor activity, RNA polymerase II-specific; DNA binding
Source: RefSeq, a predicted model, not a curated record